GCCGCUGUCGCCGAAGUGAGUCAAGAAAUUCGUACAGUGUGUGAAAAUUAUUUUCGGUUACCUUCUGUUUUGGUCCGUUUUCGGUUGACGACAAGCAGCAACACCCAAAGACCACGAGAGUGUGGUCUUUUCAGCCGAACGGUGCAUGUGCUUUUUUGCGUCGGAAUAAGAGGGUAGUUUUCCCCAAAAGUAAACAAAAGGUUCCGUUUGGUUUGUUUACUCGUUGAUAGAAGCGCCGCGGAAAGUGCCAUCAGGAAAACUAGAGUGAUAACUCGAUCCAGGACUGCCCAGCGGUUGCAACCCUGAAUCAUCGAUCCAUCGCCGCGCGUGUGUGUAAUCGAUUCUCUAAUGCUCGGCCCCAGUAGCAACAGCCACAAGCGAUUACUACAAUGACCGACAACAACAAUUUCCACAUGCCGCAGCACGUAAUCAAACAUGAGACGAUCCAGUCAUCGUCCGCGUCUCCACCGCACCAUCAUCAGCAACUGCAACAACAGCAGCAGCAGCAGCAGCCCCAAUUCCAGGUGUACUAUCACCACCAGGCGCACGGUCAGUCGCACCCGCCCAAGGCCGCUGCUGUGAAAAUGGUCGAAACCGUACCGGCAGAUCAUUCGGUUUCCGUUGCCGGGCUUGACUACAGCACUCAUCACCAUCACCCGCAACAGAUUAUCGAGUACGAUCCAGUCAGUGAUCCGAACCAUCCGGUAAGUGUGGUCAUCGAGCAUCAGCAAGUUGGGGACAUUCAACCGACCAUCGAGCAGCAGGAGCAGAGCGUGAUAGAAGCGCUCUGCCAGCAAGCUCACCAGAAUCGGUUGCACCAGGAACAACAGCAAAUAGCCAAGGGCAAAAGGAUGCGUAUGGAUAAUGUACAACACGAGAACGGAUCUGGCUAUCCAAGCGAGGACGAGGAUCACGAAGAUCCUCGGCGAAAGGUCGUCCACCAGGGACCUGGUGGGGAAUCGAUCGAAGACCAAGAGCAAAGUAUUAUCGAAGCGCUCUAUCAGCAGCAACAGCAAAACCAGCUUCGCAAACAACUCAUCCAACAUCAGCAGCAAGAUAAUCAUCAGCUGUCAUACCAGAGGCGCUCGCCAAGUCCGCCGUCCCGUUCGCUGUCCCCCUCCCAAUCUCCGACCGUUUCGGGUACGACCGACUCGCUAAGUUCUCGCAUCACACCCGCAUCUCAACCACCACCUCAGCCGAUCUCGUUGGCCAACAUCAACCAGAGCAACUUUAUCGCUCGGUUAAUAAGCAAGGACAACAUCUUGCUCAUAUCCGAGGACCUGAUCGAAAUUGGACGGAAUUCGUCGCGGGCACAGGUGGACUUCCAUGUUGGAAGGAACAGCUUCGUAUCGCGAAAACAUUUACUGCUGCACCAUGAUCACACCGACGGGGAGUUCUAUUUAUCCUGCUUGAGUAAAAAUGGUGUCUUCAUUGAUAAUAUUUUCCACAGAAAAGGAGCAGAGCCGUUUUUGUUGCCCAGAGUUUGCAGCAUACGUUUCCCGAGUACAAACAUCAAGAUCCAGUUCGAGAAUUUGUACCACAAAAAUAACUCCGACGGGCCACGUGACCUGCUGGAUACGAGCUGCGGGCCCUAUCCCGCCAGUAGCAGUACCAUGCAGGUCACCGGCAAUGGUCCAUCCAGCAACAGCGAUAUCCAUCCUGCCUCUACGUCGACCCCCAGCAAUACCAGCAUGUACGCCCCGCUCAAGAUCUCCAUACCGCAGGAACCGCCCACUUCGUCAUCGAUGGAACACAUUGAUAUGAGUGGCCGCAACCGGGACAACGGCAAGAGUCCGUACCCUUCGCCUACGGGAACGAUUAGUGCUGCCAACAGUUGUCCCACGAGUCCCCGCCAAGGAUAUCACGAUUUCUCCAUCUACACAACUGGCCAUCUCAGUUCCGUAGGCGGAGUACUCGGCCACGACAUGAGCGGAUCAUCCGGGGUUCAUCUGGCAUCGAGCAGUAGUGGAAGCGCAACCGUCAGUCACAGCUUUAACGAUUUCCAACCUCCGGCAACGUCGCAAUCGCUUGAGAACGAAAAGCCACCGUACAGCUACGCCCAGCUGAUUGUGCAAUCGAUUUCCGCCUCGCCGGAGAAGCAACUGACGCUGUCCGGAAUAUACUCGUUCAUCUCAAAGAACUAUCCGUACUAUCGAAACGGAGCAAACAAGGGUUGGCAAAACUCAAUCCGGCACAAUCUAAGCUUGAACCGCUACUUCAUAAAAGUGCCCCGAUUGCAGGACGAACCGGGCAAGGGAAGCUUCUGGCGUAUCGACCCAAACAGCGAACUGAAGCUGAUAGACCAAAGCUACCGGAAGAGACGCCAGCGGGGUAGCCAGUGCUUCCGGACGCCGUACGGUAUGCCGAAGUCGGCACCCGUUUCGCCGACAGCUAUGGAUCCGGAAAGCAGAGAAGGCUCGCCAUUGCACGAAAUGCUGCUCCAAUCGGCGCCGGGUUCGCCGGGUCAUGUGGCAGCCAAUGCGUAUGUUCACAGCAGCACCGGUACCAGUGUGGCAGGCCAUCCCGGGCAGGAAGAUUUUUUUGCGAAACAACCCACCAAACGAGUUCACCUGGAAUCUGUUGGUAAAUUCCUUAAGCAACAACUACAGCAGCCUAUUGCACCAACCGUAGUAGCUUCCACUACAGCCGCAGCAGCAACAACAACCGCUACUACGUCAGCGGCAGCAGUGGCUGGAGCCCAUCUGUAGGCGCAUACACACAAUCGCAAUCGCAGUGAGAUUUUCCACCAUCCGUUUACUUUUGUACGCAAAGAAACCCAACUUUAUUGAGUAUGAGUAUAUUAUUGGUACUACACAUUAUUAAUACAAUUGUAGGUAAAAGCAAAAUACGAACAAAACCGCUAUUGUGUUCGUAUUGAUAUAAUUGUUGAUAAGCAUAAACUGAAAAUCACAAAACAUCUUGGAUAGUAUAAAACAUACAAAACAAAUCAAGAAGAAAAAAGAAGAAGUUGUGGCAAACAACAUAGCAUGUAAGAGUUUUGACUAAUGCAGAAAUUAUUCUAUUUAGUAGAAGUGCUUGUUGUACAAUGUCGAUGUCGUCGUCGUUUUUAGCUAAAUAAGCCUAAGGCAUUUCCUCCCCCCGGGUUCUCUCUCUCUGCGCUUUGUGUUUGUGCGGCUCUGCUUCGGGUUGAAGCAAAAAGUUUCCCAACUACGAAACCCCACGCACGCUCCGAUUUCACCUUCGUUUGUUAUUUCCGUGAGGGUGUUCAGGGUGUGAGUGCUGGGUUCUUCGAGUUGGGGACGACCUCCUUCAAGGAGCUACCUACCAAUGCGGGCAAGCGAAAUCAACUUCAGGUUCUUAUUGGAAUUGAUGGCAUACAUACGUGAGUGUCAUAAAUGGUGUAAAUUGAUGUUCAUUUCGGAAAUCUAUUUUCUUUCUCAAGUUCUCUAGAAACGAACAAGCAGCAGACACAAAAGUGAAUGCAAAACCACAACAAAAUAAACCAUUGAAGCCUAACGAACAAAUCGUUUUUUUUUUUUU
Messenger RNA from Ochlerotatus camptorhynchus, 3501 nucleotides. Its product is annotated as forkhead box protein K2-like. The coding region runs from base 390 to 2708 and encodes 772 amino acids. Gene Ontology annotation, biological process: regulation of transcription by RNA polymerase II. The transcript has 5 exons. Gene Ontology annotation, molecular function: RNA polymerase II cis-regulatory region sequence-specific DNA binding; DNA-binding transcription factor activity, RNA polymerase II-specific; protein binding. The record is from RefSeq and is a predicted model, not a curated record. NCBI's taxonomy places the organism in Eukaryota, Metazoa, Arthropoda, Insecta, Diptera, Culicidae.